Molecule: messenger RNA, 4347 nt
Organism: Chroicocephalus ridibundus (black-headed gull)
Lineage: Eukaryota; Metazoa; Chordata; Aves; Charadriiformes; Laridae
Gene: GPLD1
Product: glycosylphosphatidylinositol specific phospholipase D1
Exons: 25
Coding region: 886-3333 (815 amino acids)
Cellular component (GO): extracellular matrix; extracellular region
Molecular function (GO): GPI anchor phospholipase D activity
Source: RefSeq, a predicted model, not a curated record
UGUCGGGGGGGGGCUUCUGCUUCCCGGAGCCCCCUUUCCCUAGCCCCGUCGAGAUACCCCCACCGGAGGGAGAGGGGGGACUUGCCUCCAGGAGCACCGGCCCGCGGGCGCCUGUGGUCGUGCUGGGCCAGUGAGCCCUCGCCUGUGGCCACCAGAUCCCAUGGCGGCUUCGGUUGGUCUCUGGCAGGAGGAUGAUGCGAAGCCCCUGCCCGGUGUGCCGGCCCAUGCCCACAGGCUGGGCAGCAGGCUGGCAUGGUGGCCAGGCCAGGGUUGGAUGGAGGAUGGCUGGUAGCCGCAGCGUGCUUAGACUGAAGUUCAUAGCAAUAUGUGUGGCAGGCGUACUCUCGUGAUUUCCCCCUGUAUAUAUCCAUUGGGCUUUCAGUGUGGAUCAUAAGACCCAAAUGUAUGUGUGCAAUGCCCUAUCAGCUCACCAAAACUUAAGAAUUUGUAUUGCAUGCAACUCAGGAGGUUGUGAUUUUCUACUAAGGCUGCUUUGGCAACUGACUUUAAUUUUUGUGAAAUGUGACGUAGCUGUUGUAAGGCAACUGCAUCAUGAGCUGGACGAGCUGUGGGAGGAUGCUCUUCUCUGCCCUGCUUUUCUGUGUUUACAGAAACUUCACUGCUGCUGUGCGGUGGUGGCAGUUACGCUGCCCAAACCCCAGAGAUACUACAGAAUUCAAGAGGGGAGAACACCUACAGGUUAUUUCUUUUUUUUUUACGAAGUGAAGAAAAUCAUUGUUGUAAAAUAGCCUUUCAAAUACAGCACUCAUUUACUUGCUGUGUCAGCAAUAUGUCUGAAAGAAGAGGCAUGCUCCGUAACCUACAUUUCAAAGGUCACAGUGCUACUGCUCCAGGCUUCUGAAAAUCAGAGUUCCAGCAAGCAUCAUGGCUGGGUUGAAGAUUUGGUCUAUUUUGCUGGUUAUACUGUACCAUUUCUGUCAAAGAUGUAUCCCAUGUGGAAUUUCAACGCAUGUUGAAAUAGCACAUAGAGCUCUGGAAUUUUUCAUUAAGCGUGAAGGGAAUGUUAAUUAUAGACAGUUAUUACUAAACCACCAAGAUGCAUUUCAGGCUGGGAGUGUUUAUCCUGAUGCCUUUUAUCCUUCAAUCUGUAAAAGUGGAAAAUUCCAUGAUGUGUCUGAGGACACUCACUGGUCACCGUUUCUCAGUGCAAGUAUUCAGUACAUCGCAAGGAAUUAUCCUCAGCCUUGGGAAGAGGCUACAGAGAAGCUGGUGGCUUUCCUGUUUGGAAUUGCUUCACAUAUGGUGGCAGAUGUUAGCUGGCAUAGCCUGGGCAUCGACCAAGGAUUUCUAAAGGCCAUGGGAGAAAUUGAUUUUCACGGUUCAUACUCAGAAGCUCACAAUGUUGGCGAUUUUGGAGGAGAUGUACUGAGUCAGUUUGAGCUGGACUUCAGUUAUCUGGCAUCGAAUUGGUAUGUGCCUGUCAAAGACCUAGCAGCUAUCUAUAAGGAAUUUUAUGGAAGAGAGAUCAUAACUGAAAGCACAAUUACUGACUGUACUUACCUGCUGUUUCUUGAACUGCAUGGAGAAAGGCUUGCUGUUGCCAAGCUUUUUCCAGCAUAUGCUAGUAAAUCUCCAUUUCUGGUGGAGAAGUUCCAUGAGUAUUUCCUUGGAGGAGUGGAUGACAUGGCGUUCUGGACAAACAAUAUUUUUGAGCUGACGAGCCAUAUGCUAGAGAAUGGAACCAGUGGCUGCUUCCUGCCUGAGAACCCUCUGUUUAUAAAUUGCACAAGGGAGCACAAGGACAACUAUGUCAGAAACAAACAAUCGAAACAUGAACGUCACAAGAAUACAACUUCUUUGCUUACAAAAACGCUUGAAAAGAAUAUAAAUUAUACAGAGAGAGGAGUUAACUUCAACAUAGAAUCUUGGGCAACAAAUUCCCUCCGCUUAAUAAACCGUGCUUUUGCAACCAAAGUCUGGAGAGUGUUAGCAGCUGCAGAUCAGAAGUCUUCUAAGCACAUCUCUAAGCCAGCAGCUUCGUAUUUUCUGACUUCACCCUAUGCUAGACUUGGAUGGGCGAUGAUUCCAGCUGACUUAAACCAGGAUGGAUAUGAAGAUCUGGUGGUUGGAGCACCAGGGUACAGCACACUGGGCCGUGUUCAGAUAGGACGGGUCUAUGUGAUCUAUGGCAACCAGUCAGGUUUGCCACCAGAGGACAUGGAUCUGGAUGGGAAAGCUGACCAAGUACUGCAGGGUCAUCAGCCUUCAGGAAGAUUUGGUUCUGCCUUGGCAGUCCUGGACUUCAAUGAGGAUGGAGUGCCAGAUCUGGCAAUUGGAGCGCCUUCUGUGGGAUCUCAGUUUCUUACUUACAAAGGUGCCGUGUACGUCUAUUUUGGCACUGAGGGAAGAGGCUUGGCAUCUCAACCAAACGUUACCAUAACUUGUCAGUAUUCCUACUGUAAUCUUGGUUGGUCCCUCCUGGCAGCUGAUGUUGACGGGGAUGGAAAUGCUGAUCUGGUUGUGGGGUCUCCAUAUGCACCUGGUGGUGGGCAGCAGCGAGGAUUUGUGGUUGCAUUUUACUCUUAUUUCAACAGGAGUGACCAAGGACUUCUGUCAGUACAGGAUGCCAACUGGAUGGUGAAGGGGGAAGAAGACUACGCUUGGUUUGGAUUUUCACUUGACAGCUGCCAGCUGGAGAACAUAACAUUACUGCUGAUUGGCAGCCCGACGUGGAAGAGUUGUGCUGGCUGCGAUCCCUUCUCAUCGGAUGUCAGACAGAGUGUUGGGAAGGUGUAUGGGUAUAAUCCACCAAGCACAAAGCAGUGGUUUGCAGUAACUGGAGACAAGGCGAUGGGCAGAAUGGGUUUGUCUGUGGCCAGUGGUGUGAUGUCUGUGGCUGGGAUCACAAGGACAGUUCUGGUGGUGGGUGCGCCUACUACAGAUAGCCUGUCUAGGAUUUCAUUUAUAUCCUCAGUGCUGCACCAGGCAGGACACGCUCUGCUAUAUGAUCUGACAGACAGCACCAGGCCCUCUUUGCUCAGCACAUUCAGCGGGGACAGGAGGUUUUCUCGCUUUGGAGGAGAUAUAUACUUAAGUGACCUGGAUAAUGAUGGACUAGAUGAAAUGAUUGUGACAUCCCCACUGCGAACUAACGAUAUGACCACAAUACUGUUUGGGGGGGCAGCUGGCCGCGUUUACAUUUACAACGGAAAGCAGGCAUCCUCAGGGAAUGUGACAGGCCACUGCAAAUCAUGGAUAUCUCCCUGUCCCGAGGACUGGGCACAGUAUGUACUGAUUUCUCCUGAGGAACUAUCAAGAUUUGGGAGUUCUAUAAUCACUGUGAAAUCUGAAAGAAAGGUGGAUGAACUAUGACCUUGCCAAAAUUUUGGCACCUGACACCUGAAUUGAAAGAGAUCACUUUAAAAUGGCCUGAAAGCUAAACUAUGUAGGAAUCUGCUGAAAGGUUGCAUGGUAAAUCAAGCGUGGGUGCCAGCUGGCUUUACUGUUCAUGCCAACCUGUAUGCAAAGUGGAUGCUCAGCUAUGGAGUAAACCAGGCACCGAACCAACCCUCUCAUGUAAUGGUUACGGGCUUGCUGUCCUAGCUGUCGCUUGCAGUUCGUAUCAAGAAUUCCCAACCAUAGAGAGGCCCAGUUCUUACCUGGAUGAUUUUGGAUGCGUUUGUGUACUUGUUUUUCUUUGUUUCCCUCAGAUGCCUAUUAUUUUUACCAGAAGUCAAUCCCUAUGUUUGUAUCAUGUGCUGAGGAACCCUUUUUUUGGCUUGAAGGUUCCUUAGUGCUUUUUCAGCUGAGGGGAGUCCAGUGUUCUGCUUGCUCAGAUAUAACCUGUGUGAGAGCUGAGGCUCUCUUGUGCGAGUACAGAGAACGCCUCAGUACUAGGCUGAGGAGGUGUGCGACUGGUCUUCAACAAAUGGUGUUUGACUUCUUACUGCUAAAACAUGCAUGGAGAAACACCUGGAAACGUAAAUGCUUAUGAAGUAGGUCAGGGUGCAUAAUCCAGCACUUGAAACAUGGGCAUCGCUGAUGGUUUCUGCAUGAGGGCAAGUGAGGCCGUUCUCCAGGCUGUUGUGUUCCUGUGCUAUGGCACCAAUCCAGCCCAGGCUCCAGCUUCAGCCGUAUUGAUCUUACAGUUUAUAUUGGAAAGAGAUUCAUUUGACUGGUUCCAGCUUCUUCCAGUUCUCCAAAUAAAAUAAAAGUCUGUUUGCCAAAUCAUUUUGUUAACCGCUACUCUGAUGAGGAGAAAUGAGAGCAACCCACCUCAUCACAUUUCUUUAUCACACUAACGAUAUGGACAAAAUCUGGUUUCCCUUAGGGAAACUUAAGGCAACAAUGCACCUGCAGUUGCAGUUUUCUAACCCUUGUUCUGUA